Messenger RNA from Patiria miniata (bat star), 2428 nucleotides. RefSeq lists its product as uncharacterized. The transcript has 8 exons. Lineage: Eukaryota; Metazoa; Echinodermata; Asteroidea; Valvatida; Asterinidae. Bases 155 to 1828 code for a protein of 557 amino acids. The record is from RefSeq and is a predicted model, not a curated record.
UUGUGACAAGUGUCUGAGCUCACUAGUUGUCGUUGUUUUACCUCAUAAUUUCCCUCAAAAAUCAAAACCCUGCCCUCUUUCUACAAAAUUAAUCCUGCAGAUAUAACAACAUGGUGUCAAUGUCAUCUUCUUAGGUACCGUGAUUCAUCAGACAAUGAAGCCUGGGUACAUGUAUUGUGUAUGUUUAUCCUGGAUGUCAACAUUCCUGAUUUACUGCACAUCAGUAGCGAUCCUACCCACAGUUGGAGCCACGCUCUGGCCAGGUGCCACCAACAUCCACACUACCCCAUCGGAUCAUUCCAUUAUUGUGCUGGAUAAUGUUAUCACUGAGCCAGCUGCACAUGCCCUCCACAGUUACGUGUUACAGUUUGCACAAUGGAAACUGAAUGGCCAUGCGCAGGAGACAAGCACACUUAUUAAUAACCAAACUGCAGAACAAAGCUGUUUGCUGCAAAAAAAAGUCCCAUGGAGUGCUCAGUUAUCAUCUCCAUUUUAUGAAAAUGUGUGUUUUUUGAAGAAUAUUUUGAGUUUACCCGAACUGGUAAACUUCACUCCACACAGUGUGCAAGCAGAGAUAUUGAGACGAGGGGACUCCAUAAAAGUCCAGUGUGGCUUGGACAAGCAAGGAUUGGAUACUGAAUAUUCAUGGAGAGUUUUCCUGACCCCAGACUGGCAAAUCAAUGACUAUGGAGAUUUGAUGUUCUAUGACAGAAACGACAAAGGUGGGAAGCAGGAAGCAGUGUUGACUGUGCAUCCAAGGAUGGGUAGAUUUGUCCUUUGGGAUUCAUCGUUGUCGUUUGUGUACCAUCCUCCAUCAAUGGGCUACAUACAGGGACUACUAUCUAUUACUGGUCAACUGACUUCAAGUAAGAACAAGAUGAAAUUUCAGGAUGAGAUCACUGAUGAACAGCAAACAUCAAGGCCGCAAUUCUCUUCUCAGUUCACUCGUACGGAUGAAAUGGAGGAUUUGGCCGAUAAAUACGUCCGAAGUUUCUAUGACAGUGAAGGAAGAGUGAUUGCUGUGUAUGACAAUAUAUUUUCGGCUGCUGAUUUAGAAGAAUUGCAGCAAGCUUUAUUGGCCCAGGGAGAAAUCAUGUACCUGCCUCAUGAUGUGCAACCAGAAGAGGAUGUCGAUAAUGCUCAAUGGAUUAAGAGUUUUGAUCCAGAGAAGUUUGCAACAUCUGCAGUGUGGAGGAGACUGUCUCAAGUCAUGAGGCACGUCAGUGGAAAUAGAACAUCAUGGUACCCGUAUGAUGUUGCACUGAACAUUGUACGAUCUGCUGACCACACAAGAAUACAUCAAGACUGUGAGGAAUGGGAGGACGAAUACACCAUGGUUUUGUACUUGAAUCCUGACUGGCGACCAGAGUUCUGUGGAGAAACUGUGUUCUUUGAAGCCAUGCCUGGUAGUGAGCUGCAAAGACAACUGUAUGGACUUCAUGGUGGAACAGAGUACCAGCCUAUUGCAUCUGUACUCCCUAAAUACGGCAGGCUAGCAGUAUUCCAAGGUAUCAUUCCCCACUCGGCUAGACCUCCAAGUAAUCUCUUUGCUGGUGCACGGUACACAUUCGCAGUCAAGGUGUCCCUCACCAGAAGAAUUGCUCUUGCCAAGCGACUUCAGGAGGUUUUGGAAGACUGCUUUGAAGAACUGUCGAUGGAGGAAGAACAACUGUUAGAGGAUUUGAUCUCGGGGGUUUACAAUCACGAGCCAUCCUUCAGAUCAGAUGAGUGGCUGGAGCAGAGACUACAAGAUACUAAGAGCGAAGCUUCCAAGGUUAGAAAUAAUAAGAAACAUCAGAUGGAAAGCUCUUUACUCACAUGUGAAUGAAGGCAUCAACAUUAAAUUGUACAUAGACUUUUCUAAUUUUUUUUACUCUUCAGAAGUAAGGAAGUGUUACAGGUAGAGUAGAUCAUUUGCAGCUAUCCAAAAAGUAACUGACAAAAUUAUUUGUGAAAAGCAUAACUUGGUUUAAAGAUGGUAAUGGCAUGAACUACUAUGAAAUUAACAUCCUAGUAUAUUGUUUUCUCGGAAUAUACAGCAUUCACUGAGCUAAAUCUUCAUCAGGUUAGUUGUUAAGCACCCUUCUUUAGAUUUUGAGCACUUUUGUUGCUUCACACGAAAAAAAAUGCACAAAUGAUCUACACUGCCUUUAAACUAUUAAACCCAAUCAUAGGUUAAAUCGUCUAUGCAGAAAUAAUUAUGUAAAGACUGAUACAGAAAUUCCACCUGUUGAGCAAUACAUUUAUAAUUUGAUAUAUACAUUGGACUGUUUUUUAUAGUACAUUAUACUAUUAUGUUAUGAUUUUCUGAUUGGGUGAAAUGGCUGAUUCCUGAUUCACCAUUUCUUUGUUAGGCAAAAAAAAAAAGAGUCUCCGGUUUCUAGUAUGCGCGCGCGUCGCUGUAGCCAUGCGCAUUGGCAAAAAGAAA